CAGGCUCGGGGCGCCGCGCAAAGGAGGCUGUCGCUCUGGCUCGCCGCCCCCCGCCGCCGCUCCGCACCGCGCCCCGCCGCCGCGCCGCGGACCAUGGACCUGACCCGGGGCCUCCUGGUGGCCUGGGUCCUCAGCCUGUGGCCAGGGUUCACGGACACCUUCAACAUGGACAUCAAGAAGCCCCGAGUCAUCCCCGGCUCCAGAGCCGCCUUCUUUGGCUACACGGUGCAGCAGCAUGACAUCAGCGGCAAGAAGUGGUUGGUCAUCGGCGCUCCACUGGAAACCAACGGCCACCAGAAGACAGGAGACGUGUACAAGUGUCCAGUGACCCAAGGGAACUGCACCAAGCUCAACCUGGGAAGGGUCACGCUAUCCAACGUGUCCGAGAGGAAAGACAACAUGCGUCUCGGCCUGAGCCUGGCCACCAACCCCAAGGACAACAGCUUCCUGGCUUGCAGCCCCCUCUGGUCUCAUGAGUGUGGGAGUUCCUACUACACCACAGGGAUGUGUUCACGAGUCAACUCCAACUUCAGGUUCUCCAAGACCGUGGCCCCAGCUCUCCAAAGGUGCCAGACCUACAUGGACAUCAUCAUCGUCCUGGAUGGUUCAAACAGCAUCUACCCCUGGGUGGAGGUUCAGCACUUCCUCAUCAACAUCCUCAGGAAGUUUUACAUCGGCCCUGGGCAGAUCCAGGUUGGAGUCGUUCAGUACGGAGAAGACGUGGUACAUGAAUUUCACCUCAAUGACUACAGGUCUGUAAAAGAUGUGGUGGAAGCUGCCAGUCACAUUGAACAGAGAGGAGGAACAGAGACCCGGACGGCCUUUGGCAUUGAAUUUGCUCGCUCAGAGGCUUUCCAGAAGGGUGGAAGGAAAGGGGCCAAGAAGGUGAUGAUUGUCAUCACGGAUGGGGAGUCCCAUGACAGCCCAGACCUGGAGGAGGUGAUCCAGCAAAGCGAGAGGGACAACGUGACCAGAUACGCUGUGGCCGUCCUGGGCUACUACAACCGCAGGGGGAUCAAUCCAGAAGCUUUUCUAAACGAAAUCAAAUACAUCGCCAGUGACCCCGAUGACAAGCACUUCUUUAACGUCACUGAUGAGGCGGCCCUGAAGGACAUUGUCGACGCCCUGGGGGACAGGAUUUUCAGCUUGGAAGGCACCAACAAGAAUGAAACCUCCUUCGGGCUGGAGAUGUCACAGACGGGCUUUUCCUCUCACAUAGUGGAGGACGGGAUUCUGCUGGGAGCCGUUGGUGCCUAUGACUGGAAUGGAGCUGUGCUAAAGGAAACCAGCAGUGGGAAGGUCAUUCCUCUCCGAGAGUCCUACCUGAAGGAGUUCCCCGAGGAGCUCAAGAACCACGGCGCAUACCUGGGGUACACAGUCACAUCGGUCGUGUCCUCCAGGCAGGGGCGGGUGUAUGUGGCCGGAGCCCCCCGGUUCAACCACACAGGCAAAGUCAUCCUGUUCACUAUGCACAACAACCGGAGUCUCACCAUCCACCAGGCCCUGCAGGGCGAGCAGAUAGGCUCUUACUACGGGAGCGAGAUCACCUCAGUGGACGUCGAUGGCGACGGUGUGACUGAUGUCCUGCUGGUGGGCGCACCCAUGUACUUCAGCGAGGGCGGAGAGCGGGGCAGGGUGUACAUCUACAACCUGAGACAGAGCCGGUUUGUUUACGAUGGAACACUGAAGGAUUCCCACAGUUACCAGAAUGCCCGAUUCGGCUCCUCCAUCGCGUCGGUUCAGGACCUCAAUCAAGAUUCCUACAACGACGUGGUGGUGGGAGCCCCUCUGGAGGACAACCACAGAGGAGUCAUCUAUAUCUUCCACGGCUUCCAGGACAGCAUCCUAAAGACACCGAAGCAGAGAAUCGCUGCCUCAGAGCUGGCUCCAAGCCUCCAGUAUUUUGGCUGCAGCAUCCAUGGGCAAUUGGACCUCGACGAGGAUGGGCUUGUGGACCUGGCUGUGGGCGCCCUUGGCAACGCCGUGAUUCUGUGGUCCCGCCCUGUGGUUCAGAUCAAAGCCAGCCUCCACUUUGAGCCAUCCAAGAUCAACAUCUUUCACAGGGAUUGCAAACGCAGUGGCAGAGACGCCACCUGCCUGGCCGCCUUCCUCUGCUUCACACCCGUCUUCCUGGCACCUCAUUACCAAACUUCAACAGUCGGCAUCAGGUAUAACGCCACCAUGGAUGAGAGGCGGUACACGCCGCGGGCCCACCUGGAUGAGGGUGGGGACCGGUACACCAACAGAGCUGCCCUGCUCUCCUCCAGCCAGGAACACUGUGAGCGGAUCAAUUUCCAUGUCCUGGACACUGCUGACUACGUGAAGCCAGUGACCUUCUCGGUCGAGUACUCCCUGGAGGACCCCGACUACGGCCCCAUGCUGGAUGACGGCUGGCCCUCGACCCUCAGAGUCUCGGUACCCUUCUGGAAUGGCUGCAAUGAGGAUGAGCACUGUGUCCCUGACCUCCUGCUGGAUGCCCGCAGUGACCUGCCCACAGCCAUGGAGUACUGCCAGAGGGUGCUGAGGAAGCCUGCCCAGGACUGCUCUGCGUACACACUGUCCUUUGACACCACAGUUUUCAUCAUAGAGAGCACACGGCGGCGGGUGGCAGUGGAGGCCCUGCUGGAGAACAAGGGCGAGAACGCCUACAGCACAGUCCUAAAUAUUUCACAGUCAGCAAACCUGCAGUUUGCCAGCUUGAUCCAGAAGGACGACUCAGACGGCAGCAUCGAGUGUGUGAACGAAGAGAAGAGGCUCCACAAGAAAGUCUGCAACGUCAGCUACCCCUUCUUCCGGGCCAAGGCCAAGGUGGCUUUCCGCCUCGAUUUCGAGUUCAGCAAAUCGGUCUUCCUGCACCACAUGGAGAUCCAGCUCACAGCGGGCAGUGACAGUGACGAAGAAGAGAGCACCAAGGAAGACAACACGGCCCUCCUACGCUUGCACCUCAAGUAUGAGGCUGACGUGCUCUUCACCAGGAGCAGCAGCCUGAGCCACUACGAGGUCAAGCCCAACAGCUCGCUGGAGAGAUACCAUGGCAUUGGGCCUCCCUUCAACUGUGUUUUCAAGAUCCAAAACUUGGGCUUGUUCCCCAUCCACGGGGUGAUGAUGAAGUUCACUGUUCCCAUCGCAACCAGGGGUGGCAACCGGCUGCUGCUGCUGAAGGGCUUCCUCGCUGACCAGGCAAACACGUCCUGUAACAUCUGGGGGAACAGCACUGAGUACCGGCACGCCCCGACGGAGGAGGACCUGAGUCGUGCCCCACAGCUGAAUCACAGCAACGCUGAUGUAGUUUCCAUCAACUGCAAUGUGAGGCUGGCCCCCAACCAGGAAAUCAGUUUCCAUCUGCUGGGGAACCUGUGGUUGAGGUCCCUAAAAGCACUCAAGUACAAGUUGAUGAGAAUCACAGUCCAUGCAGCCUUGCAGAGGCAGUUCCACAGCCCUUUCAUCUUCCGCGAGGAGGAUCCCAGCCGCCAGAUCACAUUUGAGAUCUCCAAGCAAGAGGACUCACAGAUCCCCAUCUGGAUCAUCGUGGGCAGCUCCCUGGGGGGCCUCCUGCUGCUGGCGCUGCUGGUCCUGGCACUGUGGAAGCUCGGCUUCUUUAAAAGUGCCAAGCGCAGGAGGGAGCCCGGCCUGGACCCCACCCCCAAAGUGCUGGAGUGAGGCUCCGGGGGAGGCUGAGAGUUGAUGGGGGCCAGGACACGGGCCCAGGCAGUGUGCAGGCCCGUGGCCCACCGAGCUGGGGUGGAGAGGACGCCGGCUCGCUUUGCACUUGACCUCAUCUCCUGAGAGACCAAGUCUGCUCCCUCUGAAAAGAACUCAAGUCAGUUUUAAGAGGGACUGUCCUACUGGGAGCCAUGGCACCUCCAACACAGAUCCCUAGGGAUUUAAAGGGACCCCCCCCCUCCCAAGGUACACCCCAAAGCCGCCCCCAGGCUCUGUGGGGGCAUUUGCUGCCCCCAUCACUAAGGUGCUAG
Molecule: messenger RNA, 3974 nt
Organism: Lipotes vexillifer (Yangtze River dolphin)
Lineage: Eukaryota; Metazoa; Chordata; Mammalia; Artiodactyla; Lipotidae
Gene: ITGA11
Product: integrin subunit alpha 11
Exons: 30
Coding region: 94-3660 (1188 amino acids)
Biological process (GO): integrin-mediated signaling pathway; cell-matrix adhesion; cell adhesion mediated by integrin
Cellular component (GO): external side of plasma membrane; integrin complex
Molecular function (GO): integrin binding
Source: RefSeq, a predicted model, not a curated record